Chelonoidis abingdonii (Abingdon island giant tortoise) is the source of this 873-nucleotide messenger RNA. RefSeq lists its product as uncharacterized. The record is from RefSeq and is a predicted model, not a curated record. NCBI's taxonomy places the organism in Eukaryota, Metazoa, Chordata, Testudines, Testudinidae.
AUGAAUGUGCCUGAGAGGAAACUAUAUGAGCUAUCAGAAGCAAGAAGGGUUUUGCUUGCAAGUCUGGAAUCAAAUCUGAAAGAUCUGCAACAAGCACAGGCUUUUGCGUCUAGCCAACCAAGCUCUAUGACUGCAAGCAAAGUAGAUGAGCUAACCAAGAAAAGAGAGAUUCUGGCUGAAAAGCUGGAAGAAAAUCUAAAGGAUCUGCAACAGGCACAGGAUUUUGUAGCAGGCCAGAAUGGAAAAGAGAGAUCAAAUGGCAGCAAAAUGGCACAUUUAGAGACAAAAAAACUCCUGCCAGAAAGACAACUAUUAAGUAGUAAAAGUGCACAACUGGAUCAUACUCUUUCAGCACUCCUGCCUCAAGACCAAAACACUAAAAAUGACAUGGAACAGAUAGCAUUAAGAAAACGUCUCCUGCUUGCAAAUCUGCCUUCGGCUUUUCCAAAUAUACCUCCACUGCCAAAUCCACCACCACUCCAAUUAAGCCUCACUGAGAAUGAAAUACAAGAAUUAUUAGACAAAAAAAGGCACCUGCUUACAAGUCAAAAAUUCAAUCUGGACUAUCUAUCACAAGCAAAGGCUCUUGCACAGAUCCAGUUACAACAAAACAACAUCAUUGCCCCGGACAAAAAAGGAGCGGGACUCGCGCUUAAAGCAGCUCCUUACGGAAGCGGCGCUGACCCCUGCAGCUCCGGCACCGAGCACAUCCGCACCGGGCAGAAGCUCUUCAUCAGCACCGGAGACGACCGGUACCGCCAGAACACCGCGUCACCAGUCUCCGGCGCAGAAGCCAGCCCGGCACCGCUCCCUUUCGCCGAAGGCGAAGAAGUUGAAGGCUCCUGUGGCUGCGACUACAGCACCGCAGUCUGA